This is a messenger RNA of Microdochium trichocladiopsis, 888 nucleotides long. RefSeq lists its product as uncharacterized. The transcript is spliced from 3 exons. Bases 1 to 606 code for a protein of 201 amino acids. NCBI's taxonomy places the organism in Eukaryota, Fungi, Ascomycota, Sordariomycetes, Xylariales, Microdochiaceae. The record is from RefSeq and is a predicted model, not a curated record. Gene Ontology annotation, molecular function: flavin adenine dinucleotide binding.
AUGAACUCAAUCUGGGUGCUAACGGGCCAGGUCCCCGACGUUACAGCCGGUCAGUCACAUACCUAUAAGAAGGCGUCCCCGGCUACGCGGCGGAGGUCCGCCUCCUCAAGCGCAAGCGCCGCCACCGCCGUCGCCGCCGAGGCUGCCAGGCUCGCUACCGUUACCGCAACACUCAAGCGACUCGCUACGCUACCCCCGCCCGCCAAGUACAUAUCACAGCUCGCGGCAGAGCUACCCGAGGGCCGCGUCGUACUGCCCCGGGAUGCCCCUAAGGCGUUCACAGCGGCCGUGGACGCGCACUUUGCGAUGCAGAACCGCGGUGUUAUUUUUAAGCCCACCUAUAUUCUCCAGCCGCAUAAGAUCGCGGAGCUAAGCAUUACGGUACGCUACCUUACCCAGGAGCACGCCGUACGUAACACAGGCAGCAGCAGUAGCGGCAGCAGGACUAGCAACCAGGGGCUCUUUACAGUGCGCUACACAGGCGCAAACCCGGCGCAGGGCGUGGCCGGGGCCCGGGACGGCGUCCUACUCAACCUCUCGCGGCUGAGCAGCAUAAGCCUCUCUACCGACCAGGCGGUCCUCAGCGUCGGCGGUGGCUGCAUAUAGGAGGCCGUCUACGACUAUGCCGACUCGCGCGGCCUUACGGUCGUGGGCGGUCGCUCGACCCCCGUCGGCGUGGGCGGCUCGACGCUGGGCGGCGGUACGUCCUUCUUCUCUGGCCACUUUGGGUUUAUCUGUUCGAAUGUCGUGUAUUACACGGUCGUCCUCGCCGACUUCGUUCCGACGUGUAGCGCGUCGCGUACGUGGAGGAGUCGAUCCGCCAUUUCUCGAACAUUACCUAACCGCGGUGGAAACGAUCGCGAAUCUAGGUCGAUUAUAUAUCGUACG